AUGAGUGCGGGAGUGUUCGGUGCAGAAAAGCGUAGCGCGAAACGGGCGCAGCAAGCAUGUUUGAAUUGCAGACAGAAAAAGGCCCGUUGUAACGGGGAGAAGCCAGUCUGUCGUACGUGCGCUGAAUCCUUUCUAAGUUGUCGUUGGGCUAUCGGUUCAGCGUCAGGAUCCAGGACUCGAGCUACUGUAUUGCGGAAUGAGACUCUCGCCACCAGGAUAUCAAUACUCGAGCAGCAGCUGAAGUCCAUCGCUCCCGGAACCUAUGAUAAAGCCGGAAUGAUCGAAGUGGAGGCAGAGGUCAAUCUCAAUUCGAUAAGAGCCAAUUCGCAUGCAAACAUCUCGUCAACUGCUGUCGUGCCGAUAACACCAAACGAUCCCAUACAGCUUCCUUCUCAGUCGAUGUUUGCUGGUAUUAUAGACGACUUUUUCAAAUACUGUCACAACCAACCGUAUAGCUACUUUCGGGAGCGCACAUUCCGUCGGCAGCAUUCACACAGAAAACUUCCUGUCUACUUACUCUAUGCGUUCGCUGCAACGGCGAUUAGAUUCUCACCGCUGUUUUUCGCUACGAAUGACGGAGACAAACUAGUUCAGCCUUACUGCGAUAUCGCCUGGACACAGGUUACUCAAUAUGCCUUCCAUCCAACUAGCGAGCUUGACAUCACAUUGGUACAGACGUCGAGUCUACUAUCUGUGAUAGAUUUUAUACAUGGUCAUCAUGAGCUUGCUUGGAUGAAGAUUGGCCUUGCAAUACGCUUCGCGCAAGCACUCCAUUUGCACCAGGAGCCGGACUCGACAAUUCCCGAUCACGAGCAGGAGGCUCGGCGACGGACUUUCUGGUCCAUCUAUCUACUCGAUAGACUCAUUUCGAUCAGCUCUCACAGGCCAACAAUGCUUACCGAUAUCGACUGUAUAGUUAGACUACCAGAUGCCGAGGCUAUAUUCCAGGAAGGACGAACAACGCCUCAAGUACCAAAUUUAUACCUAUUCAACGAACGUUGCAGCCCUUUUCCAUACCACGAGCUUAGCCAUUUUGCAAGGGUUGUAGUGAUUGCAUCUUCACUCGGACGUGUGGUCAAAUAUAGCAUGGCAACCCAAACGCACUAUACGCAGCCACCGUGGCUUAGCAGUAGCGAGUACUCAGAGAUACUCGGUUCUCUCCGGAAUUUGGAAUCCCGAUGGCCUUUACCUGCCACGGAUCUUGGACAGCUGGUGGAAGAAACCGUGAGUGAGAAUAAUAACGCCGACCAGCAGCCGGUAAGCCAUUUCGUGUUCUCACAGGCACUACUUCACCUCUCACAUUGUCUAUUGGAUCAUCCGGCACUCUUACACCAUCGAUGCCGUUCUCAUAACAGGGAGAUUCCACACAGCUUUUUGGCCGAGGCGCUAGAAAGGUGUAGGCAACAUGCAUCUGAUCUAUUGGCUCUGCUGGACAGCGCAAGUAACUGCGGCUGCGUCUUAGAAAGUAGCGUCUACGGCUAUUGCGCAUUGACUGCCGGUACAUUGCACUCACUCUUCGAACAUCACGAGAAUGCAGCUGUUGCUCUCGAUUCUACUGCAAAGGUGUCAGUAGCCCUCCACUUCUUACAGACUAAAGCGGAACGGCAGCAGUGCUACAAGAAUAUGGCAAUUUCACUCAAGAAACUGAAAAUCGACCCCAGCACCGCUCGUGUCUUGGUCAGCCCGAGCGUCCUUGCCAGGAGGAACCUUGCCUUCGACGACCAGCUGCUAAGGGAACUAUUGGAGUUCGCGCAUGUCAUCAAAGCUCCAGUAUUAGCCAGACCCAUCCAGGAAAAUGCCACGCUAGAUUGUCAGAGCACCCUUUCGCAGAGUUCCCACUUACCAUCUGAGCGAUCCAAUUUCGGCCCGUUGGACUAUUUAGCAGCUGUGAAUACCGGGCCAGAGAUUGCUGACAUGCCUUCAAACUUCAAUUGUCGAGAUCUACUUGGUGAAGAAAUUGGUGAUAUCUGGGAUGACGUGAUGCAUGCAAAUAGUGUCGCUGACAUUAUGUCGUAUAGGACCUUCUCGUAG
Exophiala bonariae is the source of this 2031-nucleotide messenger RNA. RefSeq lists its product as uncharacterized. The coding region runs from base 1 to 2031 and encodes 676 amino acids. The transcript has 3 exons. Gene Ontology annotation, cellular component: nucleus. Gene Ontology annotation, molecular function: zinc ion binding; DNA-binding transcription factor activity, RNA polymerase II-specific; DNA binding. The record is from RefSeq and is a predicted model, not a curated record. NCBI's taxonomy places the organism in Eukaryota, Fungi, Ascomycota, Eurotiomycetes, Chaetothyriales, Herpotrichiellaceae. Gene Ontology annotation, biological process: DNA-templated transcription; regulation of DNA-templated transcription.